Molecule: messenger RNA, 1124 nt
Organism: Aphis gossypii (cotton aphid)
Lineage: Eukaryota; Metazoa; Arthropoda; Insecta; Hemiptera; Aphididae
Gene: Uxt
Product: protein UXT homolog
Exons: 3
Coding region: 444-905 (153 amino acids)
Source: RefSeq, a predicted model, not a curated record
CUGUAGACUACUAGACUGUGGUCUCAUUUUAGUUGUAGUGUUUGUACUGUUGGUAGAGCUAUUAUUAUAAAAAUAAGCUUCGUAAACAGUUAUAAUUUUUUUUUUAUCGGGUGCAAUAUUUUUUUCCUUUUAUUAAAGAUAAUUUUAAUUGUGUUCUGUACUUUCUGUGCAAUAAAUCAGUGCGAACUUGUAAUGCUAAAGGAUUAAAACAAUCAAGGGACACGUGUACAGUUGUGUUUGGGAAAGGCAGAAAACAGCAAAUACACGAACAUAUACAAUAUACCUACAGCAUAAUAUAUUAUUAUAUAUUCAUCCUAAAUAGUAAAUAUUGUGGACCGACACCUACCUGUACCACUUCGAUCGAAACUCGCAGUGAUCGUUGAACUAUAUCACGUGCUUAGGUAAAAAGAUAAAGAAGAACUAAAACCGUGAAAAAUAAAAAGAUGUCGUCUUCAACAUCGUCAUGGUCCAAAGCGGAAUCGGUAGAGCAAAAGGUGGCCAAGUUCGAGAUGUUUAUCAACGAUGUGCUCAAGGACAGUCUAAAGCAGAUCUCGACAGCUUUGGAUAUUAUCAACGAACAAAUUGCGGAACUGGAAGACGUGCGUGACACCGUGGAGACAAUGAGCCGGCUUGCGUGCGAUCUCCCAGCCGGUAAGCCAUUGAAGACUCGUGUCAAUGUGGGAUGCGACUUCUUCAUGCAGGCCAACGCGGACGUCCGGACGUUCUUGGUGUGCGUGGGCCUGGGCUAUUAUGUUGAGUACACCAAGGACGAGACACUAGCGCAUGUCCAGGUCCGAAGCAAGCUUCUCAAAGAACGGGCGGAUGAACUCCGAGACAAGGGGGCCCGGGUCCGAGCACAAAUCACCCUGGCCCUACACUGCAUACAGGAAGUGCAAGGAUUAUAGGGAUGUGUGUAACUGCCUAUCGUAAAAAAAUGCAGCGAUCGACUGAUGUGCAUGCAUAAGCGACUGCGUCCAUAUUGUACAUGCAUACGUUAACGAAGCUAUAUAAUAGUUGUCGCUUCGUUAAAUUUUUAAAAUGUCAUUCAAAAUAAAAUAUUUAAUAUUAAUAUUGUAGGCAUUAAAUAUAUAUUUUUUAAUACAAUAUAUUUUUUAAAUCUUGUU